AUGGGGAAGAAAUCUAGCAUAUACAAAUCUCAAAAAAUCGACAAUAUUCAAAUGGAGAAUAUCGCCCAUGUACGGGCAGAAAGAGAUGCCCUCGUGUAUGCAAACAGUUGUUGGAUCGUCGAGCUGUAUUACAUGUUUCAAGACUCACUCAACUUAUACAUUGUCAUGGAGUUCCUUCCUGGAGGUGAUCUGAUGAGUCUGCUGAUGAAGAGGGAUAUUUUGACGGAGAACGAAGCACGUUUUUAUUCUGCCGAAAUUGCGCUGGCCAUAAAUGCCAUUCACCAGCUCAACUUCAUUCACCGCGAUAUUAAGCCCGACAACCUUGGACACAUCAAAAUAGCCGACUUUGGUCUUUGCACUGGUCUCAAAAAGUCACAUUCUACUGAUUUCUACAAGAAUUUGAUGGACGAAAACAAAUGUAUGUCCCUUGCAUCAAAAUUAGUGGAACUGUCCACAUUAUCUCGUUCGGAGACGUGGAAGAAUAGGCGGAGAAAACUGGCGUACUCAACGGUGGGGACUCCAGACUACAUUGCCCCCGAAGUAUUCGCAUCCGCCGGCUACGGCAAUGCUUGCGAUUGGUGGUCGCUCGGAGUCAUUACCUACGAAAUGCUAAUUGGCAGGAUUUCCGCAUUUUAUUUUGUAGGAUACCCCCCAUUUUGUGCAGACUACCCCCAGCAGACGUACAAAAAUAUUUUGAAUUGGCGGGAGACGUUGACUUUUCCUCCCGAUGUGCCCAUUUCCGUCCUCGCUGUUGAUUUGAUCCAACAGUUCUGUUCGGACGUUUCUACUCGCUUCAAUUCUCUGGCGGAAGUCAAAGAACACCCAUUUUAUAACCAUGUUGACUGGCAACAUAUUCGGUAUUAUUAA
Octopus sinensis (East Asian common octopus) is the source of this 867-nucleotide messenger RNA. Its product is annotated as serine/threonine-protein kinase 38-like. The coding region runs from base 1 to 867 and encodes 288 amino acids. Lineage: Eukaryota; Metazoa; Mollusca; Cephalopoda; Octopoda; Octopodidae. Gene Ontology annotation, biological process: peptidyl-serine phosphorylation; intracellular signal transduction. The record is from RefSeq and is a predicted model, not a curated record. Gene Ontology annotation, molecular function: ATP binding; protein serine/threonine kinase activity. The transcript has 4 exons.